AUGUUCCUACUAUAUGUUUUGCUAAUCUCUGCGUGCAAAAUUGUCGAAGCAAAAGUUUUCGUUAAUAUUUCUGGAGACAUUAUCUUAGGUGCUCUUUUCCCAAUACACAAAAAAGGUUUGGGUACGGAGAAAUGUGGUAAAAUUCAAAUGGAGGAUGGGAUUCAGCCAUUAGAAGCGAUGAUAUAUACUGUUAGUGAAAUAAAUCGUAAUCCUAAUAUCCUACCAGGAAUAAAUCUCGGCGUACUAGCGUUCGAUUCUUGCGACAAUCCACAUUAUGCCCUCGAGCAAGCAUUACAUUUUAUAAAAGGUUUCAUAGCUCAUGUCAACGAAUAUCACAAAGUAGAAUUUCAAUGCUUGGACGGUAGCGUACCAAAAUUUCUCGGUGGAGAUUUUGAUAAAGUAGUAGCAGUUUUAGCUGCUCAGUCGAGUUCUGUUACGUUACAGGUCGCAUCGAUACUCAGAUUGUUUUCGGUACCACAGAUUUCAUAUAUGGCUACAUCACCUUCACUUAGUAGUAAGGAAAGGUUCUCACACUUUUUCAGAACUGUGCCGAGCGACGUUAAUCAAGCCCAUGCAAUGCUCGAGAUUCUCAAGCAAUUCGAGUGGACAUACGUAUCAAUUGUUUAUUCGGACACGGAGUACGGUAAACACGGAUACGAGACUCUUGUAUCCCUCGCUAAUAAAUACUCGGUUUGCUUUAGCGCUCCCCAGCGCAUUGACAAGGACCGUUUUUUACCCGAAGAUUAUGAUAAUGUGAUUCGAACGAUUACGAAUAAAACAGAAGUUCGUGUGGUCGUACUAUUUGCCGAGAAAGUGGCGACGCUACAUGUGAUGGAAGCUGCACGUCGCCUAGGCGUUGGGAGGCGAUUCGUCUGGAUCGGCAGUGACGCCUGGUCAUCCAGUAAUCACAGUAACAACAUUCUCGAUCCGAGUUUGCGUAAAACUGAGGAGGUCGUUUUAGAAGGCGCCUUGGCUGUGCAACCACUGUCCCGACAAAUGCCCGGCUUCGAUAACUACUUCACAGGAUUAAAUAGCAGCCACGAGGCUGUGAAUCCGUGGUUCCGCGAGUUCUGGACCGAGUAUCAUCGGCCAAAUAUCAACGCUUGCAAGACCAAAACACUUGACAUAGAGGAUGGAUGCUUCAAUGAAGCCAUUCAUAAAAUUACUCGAGAAUCGGGCUACAAGCAGCAGAAAUAUAUACAUUUCGUGCGAGAUGCCGUAUAUUCGGUUGCACACGCUCUUCAUGAUAUGUUCAUCGACAGAUGCGGCAAAGCUUAUAAAGGAAUCUGCAAAGGCAUGCAACAUAUCGAUGGGGAAUCUUUGAUAGAAUACAUAGCUAAUGUAUCGUUUAAAGAUGUUGCUGGUAACAAAUUCAGAUUUAUGAACUCCGUUGAUGGUCCACCGAGAUACUCAAUUUUAAACUAUCAGCAAGAUAGUAACGGAUUAUAUCGGUGGCUAGUUGUUGGAAAUUACACGCAAAACGAAAGCGGCAGCCCCGUGCUUCAACUGGACCAGCAAUUAAUUAAGUACCGAAGUCAAGAGAUAAGUGGACGUCAUUUUUUUCCAAACUCGACGUGUGACUCGCCCUGUCAUAUCAGCCAAGUCAAGGUUCGGGAAAAACAGGACCCCUGCUGCUGGCGUUGCAGAUAUUGUGGUCUCUAUCAAUACAAAUUAGAUGAUUAUAGAUGCGAGGAUUGCGAAUGGGGCAAGCGGCCAACCGAUGAUAAAAUCUCUUGUUCAUCGAUACCCGAGGAGUUUAUUGAUUACACAAGUCCAUGGGCCGUCGCUGCAAUGGCAGUUGCUACGUGCGGAAUUCUCCUAACUAUCUUUGUACUGUGCAUUUUUUGGUUGUACAGCAAAACUCCAAUAAUAAAAGCUUCGGGACGAGAAUUGUCUUCAUUACUACUUCUUGGCACAUUGAUUUCCUUUCUUAUGACCUUUGCCAUUAUUGCGAAACCUAAUACUCAAACUUGCGCCAUAACCAGAUUUGGCAUUGGUCUAUGUUACACUUUGUGCUAUUCGGCCCUUGUUACCAAAACUAACAGAAUUCACCGAAUAUUCAACAAAGUCACUAAUAGCCCGCAUAAGCCAAGGUAUACGAGUCCCGGCUCUCAGUUGAUAAUAACGGGGAUUCUAACGCUCGUUGAAGUUAUAAUAAAUGGCGCGUGGUUGCUGAAGGCGCCACCAGCCGCGACUUACAUUUUUCCAACGAGAGAUACACGACUUAGAAUUUGCCAAGGAUUUAACGAUCGAUCGUACAUUAUUGGUCUCAUCUAUCCAUUCAUUUUGAUUGUCAUUUGCACGGUGUACGCGGUGAAGACACGAAAGUGCCCAGAAGGUUUCAACGAGACCCGUCACAUAGCUUUCACCAACUAUACGACCUUGAUUCUUUGGAUGGCCUUUGUGCCCCUUUACUUGGCUUCCACGAGUAAUGCCAUUCGCGUUGUCACCCUUGCGCUUUCGCUAUCAUUGAGCGCCUUCGCCCAGCUGGCUUGUCUCUUCUUUCCCAAGGUCUACAUUGUUCUCAUAAAGCCCCAAAAGAAUACAAAGGAGCUUGUAAUGGCCUAUCAUCGGAGCUCCUCUUACGUACCAACCUCGGCAACUUCAACCACACCUGUCGUCAUAUUAAAUGGUAAUCCACUUGAUUGCGGAGGGAAAUAGACCGAGCGCUUACAAUUCUUUUACACGCAUCGGCUGAAUCGGAAUUUUAGUCGGAUUAUAUAUUAUAUUA
This is a messenger RNA of Ceratosolen solmsi marchali, 2731 nucleotides long. Its product is annotated as metabotropic glutamate receptor 3. The transcript has 12 exons. Gene Ontology annotation, biological process: G protein-coupled receptor signaling pathway. Gene Ontology annotation, cellular component: membrane. Gene Ontology annotation, molecular function: G protein-coupled receptor activity. The coding region runs from base 1 to 2661 and encodes 886 amino acids. Lineage: Eukaryota; Metazoa; Arthropoda; Insecta; Hymenoptera; Agaonidae. The record is from RefSeq and is a predicted model, not a curated record.